Messenger RNA from Acanthosepion pharaonis, 657 nucleotides. NCBI's taxonomy places the organism in Eukaryota, Metazoa, Mollusca, Cephalopoda, Sepiida, Sepiidae. The record is from the annotation of a GenBank genome assembly.
AUGGAGUCAUUCAUCGUGGGGCACUUGUAUCUUUGUCUAGCAACCCCCCCCCCUCACGGCUCGCUGGACUCUAUUCUCUUCAUAGCUCUUUGUUCUCGUGAAAACAGCAGCUCUCCACCUUACUCGAUCCCGGGCAACAGCAUCCCUUGGCUUUACUGUCUUGCUUGUGGUAAAAUCUAUCUAUCUAUCUAUCUAUCUAUCUAUCUAUCUAUCUAUCACAUUGUUCAUAUCUAUCUAUCUAUCUAUCUAUCUAUCUAUCUAUCUAUCUAUCUAUCACAUUGUUUCUAUCUAUCUAUCACAUUGUUUCUAUCUAUCUAUCUGUUCAUAUCUAUCUAUCUAUCUAUCUAUCUAUCUAUCUAUGACAUUGUUCAUAUCUAUCUAUCUAUCUAUCUAUCUAUCUAUCUAUCACACUCAGAAACUCCUUGGUGCCAUAUUCCACAAAUGGUACUCUCGAACCCAAGGUACCCUGGCAACAAAACCUCUCAUUCAACGACGACAUUCUCAGUUGCUCUUACGGUAUGUCUCAUAUUUUUGAUAAUUAUGCACCAAGCCAAUAUUAAGCGAUAUUAUGUGAACGAAGACUUCAGUGGUGAAUUCAUGGAGAAAAAGGUGUUCAUUAUCGCAAAUAAACACCUAAAUUUAAAAAAUGAUACAUAA